AUGAGGAGGUCAAGAGAGCAGCCGCUCUUGUGUACAUCACUGGAUUGGGCUCGGGGAGGCAACCAAUUGCCCAAUUCAAAUGCCAGGACCUGCAGCAGACAGAGUCUUACAAAUGAGAGGUUCUUAUUUAUUAUAUUCUUGGUUUUGCAGGAAAUUAGGAAUCGAUCCGCUGCUUUCAAGCAGGACAACAAUUAUUUUACGGAGGCAGGGGGUAGCACUGAGAACCUGAAGAAGAAUCGAUACAAAGACAUUCUACCAUAUGAUCAAACACGGGUUCCGAUCACAUUUCUUGCAGAAGAAGUUGGCUCCGACUACAUUAAUGCAAGCUUUAUACAGGGUGUAGACAAUCAGCCCCGAUAUAUCGCCACUCAGGGGCCGCUAAGCCACACGGUAGGGGACUUUUGGAGAAUGAUUUGGCAAUACCAGGUUAAGGUUAUAGUGAUGGCAUGUCGAGAAGUGGAACACGGAAAGAAAAAAUGUGAACGCUAUUGGCCAUUGGAUGAGGAACCCGUCCAGUAUGGACCAUUUGCUGUUAGCAUGGUGGCAAAGGUCAUUGUGAAUCCGGAGGUGGUCUUUAGGAACCUAAAGGUGAUAUAUCAAGAGGAAGCCCGGGAAGUUGGUCACUUCCAGUAUAUCGCAUGGCCUGAUCGUGGGAUUCCAGACUCUUACUCCUGCUUCCUUGAGAUGAUCAAACUAGUGCGUCAACAUCAAGGACAGAACAGUGCCCCGAUUUGUGUGCACUGCAGUGCAGGAUGUGGACGGACCGGGGUGAUCUGUACCGUGGAGUAUAUCCAAUGUUUACUACACAAACAGAAGGUGCCAAAUGACUUUAGUAUAUUUGAAGUUGUGAUGAUGAUGAGGCGUCAAAGACCCUCCGCUAUACAGACAAAGGAACAGUAUGAUUUCUUGUAUCACGCAGUUACUGAGAUGUUUGAAAAGCAACUGAAUGAUCACAAUUAUGAAAAUCUGCACCAGAAUAAAGCACCCUAUUAUGACGAUGUGGCACCUCAGCUGAACGUUUCCCAUACCCAGGCCUUGCACCGGAAGAAGGAUCUCAGUCCAUGUGUGUCCCUCCCGCUGGACUGCUCAGAUAUGAAUGAUACGUACGCAGUGGUGCAAAAGAGGCCACCAGCUCCAUCAGUCUCGUCUGGGUCUAAAAGUCUACCUACCACCUCCGAGAACCGGGCACCAACCUCAUCUCACCACCAGUAUGAUAACGUCAGACCACGCACAAUGUUUGCUAAGCCUACAGACCAGUUGUACAGCACUGUGGCUCCUAAACCCAACAGGGCAUCCAACAGUCCAACUUUCAGUCCAACCACCACCUUGCAAGUCUCGUCCCCCUAUGCUUUAGCUGGUGCGCCAGGUCCUCCAGAGGCUACAGCUAAUAAUUAUAGUCCGGUCAACGCUUCCAGUGCAGUCCUUAAAAAGACACCGUCGUUCCAUAAUUCAAAGGGAGACAACAGAUGGAGCCAAAAUACACCAAGUAGCUAUGCAGUGUUUCCAGACUCCCAAGCUCACGGUCUAGAUGAGUAUGAAGACGUCAGCGACCCAGCAAAAGGCCGACCCCUAACUGGAGGAAUAGGGUUUAAUUAUCGCAUUGGAAAACCUAAAGGGCCUCGAGAUCCACCCCCUGAAUGGAUUCGAUAGAAGACCUAACCUUUUUUUUUACAAAUUGUAUUUUUUUAUUUUUUUAAACAAUCUGCCUGGAAAAUCAAAAUCAACUAAACCAUGCUGGUUUUUAUAUUUAUCUCAUCCUUUGAUAUUACAGACUAAUACCUUAGAAAUACAAAACAACUUUCUUUAAAAUUAACCUUUAAAUGUAUCUGCUGUAUAUAGUUAGUAGGUUGAAUGAGUGAAUAUUCAGCUGAUGGCAUCAUCACAAAUUAGUGAAAUCAUCAAAAUAUCCUUGUAAAUAUUCCUUAAGCCAGCAAUGAGACUCAUGGCACAGUGUAACGUCAACAUAUACUGAUAUGGACUCAUUAAUUGAUUUCCUGACAAUCUCAGGGCUAACCCAUUCCUGCGGUCUGAUUCAAAUUACUAUGGUGAAAUAUGUGCAAUCUACAGACAAAAAACAUUCCACAUGCUCACCUUCCAACGGUCAACGGCCAAGAGAACGAGCUAUGGCCCCCACAGCUUUAUUAAAAACGUAGAAUCACAAAAUAUGCAUUGAUUGGUUCACAUUAUACAGAUACACCCACUCCAUCCUCAGUAUCACCCACCCCCUUGUGACGUCUGUAGCAUAUGACACACAUAUUCCAAAGUCCAGGAGCAAAGGGAAAGAAAUGGAAGUCCUUAUUUGGAAGAAAACUUCUGGUCAGAUGGAGACAGGAAGAGGGGGGGGGAAGGGUUGAACACGUUUGAAACAUGAGGGAAAGAAUUGGCAUCUGUUCCCAAUCUUCAGCCUUUUUGUCCUUCUUAUUUUUAAUGCUGAGUUCAUUACUUUUAAAACUUAAUUUUUAUAUCUGACAAAUCUUAUCAAGGAAAAUAAACACUUAUUGUG
Rana temporaria (common frog) is the source of this 2503-nucleotide messenger RNA. It is a transcript of the gene PTPN18, whose product is annotated as protein tyrosine phosphatase non-receptor type 18. The transcript has 17 exons. The record is from RefSeq and is a predicted model, not a curated record. Bases 1 to 1650 code for a protein of 549 amino acids. Gene Ontology annotation, biological process: peptidyl-tyrosine dephosphorylation. Gene Ontology annotation, cellular component: cytoplasm; nucleus. NCBI's taxonomy places the organism in Eukaryota, Metazoa, Chordata, Amphibia, Anura, Ranidae. Gene Ontology annotation, molecular function: non-membrane spanning protein tyrosine phosphatase activity.